AUGGCUUAUUCGCAUCCUCAGACGCUCCCUACUCCUCCUGCCUCAGCCGCCUCUCCCACCCCGAGCAAUUGGUCAACGUCCAGUCGAGUCUCUAGCCUGCCGACUCCUCGAACGCAUCGCCUUCAGCCAGGCUCACAGAAAGAGAUUGCGCUAAUAAUCUACCUAGACAACCACAUUCUGAACAUCACAAGAAGAUACGCGAAGAAGUUCACUGACGAAGGUCUCCAAAACGAUGACACCCCGGGCUACACUACGUACGAUCAGUUCGUCGCAGAUGUCGACCCUCUUGUCGAUGUUGUUUGGAUCAGUGGCACACCCUCCAUUCAAAUCCCAUAUCUGCUACAACUCGCAGGACUUGCGUGCUCUUACCUCCAGGCCUUUCCCUUCUCAACCUCCGUUUUCCCCCUGGUGAGCAAGAUUGAUCAGGGAUUUGCCAGCUUGUUGCAACCUACGCAGAAUGGUGGCAUAUCAUCCAUCCACCCUCAGGUCUCGGUGACAGAGAAGGUCCGAAUCAAGUCACUGAUCGAAGAAACGCGAAUUGCGGCUGUUAACGCAGCCUCAUCCAGUGGGCACGCGGCAAGUGUACAGGAUAUCACAGACACAGACACUGACGAUGACGACAACGAGAGGGAAGAGGUUGAACAGGGCGACGAGGAUGACGAGGACGAGCAGUCUAUGUCGGUUGCUCUGGCAUUAUCAAGAAUCUACAAGAGAACACUCGAGAUCCUCGGCGAUUCGCUCAUUACAAGUGUAUCGCCGCAACCUCAGGAUGAUGAUAUACCCAUGACCUGA
Messenger RNA from Cladophialophora carrionii CBS 160.54, 792 nucleotides. RefSeq lists its product as uncharacterized. Gene Ontology annotation, cellular component: transcription factor TFIIH holo complex. The record is from RefSeq and is a predicted model, not a curated record. Bases 1 to 792 code for a protein of 263 amino acids. The transcript has a single exon. NCBI's taxonomy places the organism in Eukaryota, Fungi, Ascomycota, Eurotiomycetes, Chaetothyriales, Herpotrichiellaceae.